ACGGAUUAUUCCGUCGCUCCGUGCCUGUAGGGUAGAUUGUUCUAUGAACAUAAUUAAAAAUCAAAAUAAAAACAAAUAUUCAUAAAAUGAGUUUAAAUUUGCGACAGUCUUUCAAAAAAUUAGCGUAUAAGUGUGUGCUAUAUUUAUUGUGAUUAACCUAAUAUACUAGGCAACAAAAUAUAAGGGUGAAAAUGUCUAGCUACUUGAAUGAAAAUGUCUACACGCACACGUUUACUCCAAAGGAGUACCAAGUUGAGUUAUUGGAUUCAGUAAAAAAGAAGAAUACUAUAGUUUGUUCUAGUACAAGUUCCUCCAAAGCAUUCAUCGUAGUGAAAUUGUUGCAAGAAUAUGCAUGGGGCAUGAGAAAAUCGAAAGGGAAGCGAGCGUUGUUCGUAUUAGAUCCUCAGAAUGUUCCAAUAAUGACCUCACAUGUAAAGUACUUGACAGACUUGGAUGUUAUAAGCUUAACCAAAACAGAUGAAACAGAACAUAUCAGCAAGUAUUUGGAGCGUUAUCAUGUGAUUAUGACCACAGGGGAAAUUUGUUGUGACCUACUGAAGCUGCAAGAAUUGCAAGACUUGACAAUAUUCAACUUAAUUGUUAUAGAUGACUGCUUGUAUGGGCAGCGCCAAAAAUAUGUAAAAAUGAUAAUAAGUAGGUAUAAAUUGCUGCCAGAAAGUUCACGGCCACGUAUUCUAGGUCUUACAUCAGGUCUAUUAAGCACAGAGUUACAGCCAGACAGGCUAGAAGCUGAGCUGAGGAGGCUGGAAAAACUCCUGAACUCACAUGUAGAUACAUCAUCUGAAAUAGUUACUCUAAUAAGAUUGUCCUGUAGACCACAAGAAAGUAUAAUCAAAUGCCCAAAGCACUCGCCAACAUCUUUACAUGAGGCACUGAAAGCAAUUGUUAACCAUUCUAUAGAAUUUUUGUUAGAGCAUAGAUACGACCCUAGUGAGAUAUAUGAUGAUGAUCUAUUAGAAGAAUUCAGACAAGUGCCAGAUCCAAAAGAAACUCCUUUGCAACUUCUGAAUGAAUUUUUGGAGAUACUUGAUGAUAUGGGUCCUUGGUGUGCGGAUAAAGCUGCAAUAAAUAUAUUAUCGAAAAUAGAAAAAUUGAAAGUUAAAGUUCCUUAUGAAAGACAUUAUCUUUUGCUCUGCAUGAUAUCUACAACUCUGGUGCAUGUAAGAGCUGUAUGUGAUGACACAUUUGAAGGUUUAGAAGAACUGGAGAAGCUGAGAAAGUAUUCAACACUUAAGGUGCUUGAAUUCCUAGACAUAUUGAAGCAAUUUAAACCACCAGGUGAGAAGCCUGAACCAAUAGUAGAGCAAGAAAAAUUGCCAGAUCCUGAAGCAUCACCAAAUAAAACCAAGCCCAAAGGUAGAAUGCCAAGGAGGAAUUUUGUUUCAAGGCCACAGACAGAUGAUAAUUUAUGUGCUCUAGUGUUUGCCCAUAACAGAUAUAAAGCCAAAACAAUAUUUGCAUUGCUUUGUAUGCUUUCUCAGCAAGACGAUGACUUCUGGUGGAUCUCAACAUUAUUCUCGGUGGAAAAAGUGGCGGAUCCCGUGAAGGAACCUCGCGAAGCUGAACACGAGCACAAAACUCAGGAAGAAGUGUUGCGUAAAUUUCGUAGUCACGAAUGUAACAUUCUAGUUGCCACGUCAAUACUUGAACAAGGCUGUGAUCUACCUAGAUGCAAUUUAGUUAUAAGGUUCGACUUACCAAAAACAUUCCAUAGUUACAUUCAAAGUAAAGCGCGAGCUCGCGCGAAUGAUGCUCACUACAUAAUUUUUGCUAAUGAGGAAGAAGUAGAUGAUUUUGUUGAUAGAUUGUCAGAGUAUAAUGAGGUAGAAAAUACAUUAUUGAGACGUUGUUAUAGUCUAGAACCUGAUAAGCAAGAAGAGAAAGUAGCGGAGCUGUAUUCCUCACUUUGUAAACCAUACCGGCCUUUGGAUGAAGAAGGGGCGCCGAGUAUAACGUUGUCGAACUCCAUAGCAUUACUGAACAGGUAUUGUGCCAAAUUGCCAAGUGACACCUUUACUCGCCUUACUCCAACCUGGCAUGAAGAACAACUCCAUAAUGGAGAAUAUAUCUGCCAUAUCAGGCUUCCAAUAAACUCUCCACUUAAGCAUACAGUCACAAGUCCUGCGAUGCCAAAUGGCUUACUCGCUAGGAGAGCUGCUGCAUUUAUGGUCUGUCAGUUGCUGCACAUAGCGUGCGAGCUCGACGAUUAUUUGCAACCAAUCAACAAAGAAAACUUUAGAGCUAGCGAAGAGGACUGGAAUAACUUCAGCCUGGAUGAACCUGAUGAAAAUUCUGAAAUUAGACCAGGUACAACAAAAAGAAGACAGUAUUAUUACAAGAGGGUAGCUGAUUGUUUAGUAGAUUGCCACCCUGUGGCAGGAAAACCUACGUACUUCUAUGAAGUUAUGAUGACCCUCACUUGUCCAUUACCUGAAGAGCAAAACACUAGAGGUAGAAAAAUAUAUCCUCCAGAGGAAUCUGUGCAAGGUUUUGGCGUAUUAACUUCCAAAGAGAUACCAAAGAUUAGUGCAUUCCCAAUUUUCACCAGAUCAGGUGAAGUCAGUGUAGGUUUGAAAUUGAUAUCGAAGAAACUUAUUUUAACCGAGGAUCAAAUUCAGAAAAUAAGGGAAUUUGUUAACUAUACUUUCACGAGUGUUCUAAGACUGCAGAAGUACUUGAUGCUUUUUGAUCCAGAUUCCUCAUCGAAUGACUAUCUGAUAGCUCCAACGUUGAAAACUGAAUCUGGAAUAAAAGUAGACUGGGAUUUCAUCCAAGUGAUAUAUGACAACCUAGCAACAGUUCCAGUGAUAGUGCCCGAUAGUGAUAGGAAAACGUAUGUGUUCAAAGAAGAAGACUAUAGUGAUGCCGUUGUGAUGCCCUGGUACCGUAACCAAGAUCAACCGCAGUAUUUUUAUGUAGCCGAAAUCUGUAACUACCUCAGUCCGACGUCAGCCUUUCCUGGAUCGGAGUAUGCCACUUUCCAAGAGUAUUAUGAAAGAAAAUAUGGCAUCGAGAUACAGAAUUUAUCUCAAAAACUUCUAGAUGUCGACCACACCUCCGCAAGACUGAAUUUCCUCACUCCAAGGUACGUGAACAGAAAGGGCGUGGCCCUGCCAACAAGCAGCGAAGAAACUAAAAGGGCUAAAAGGGAGAAUUUGGAGCAAAAACAAAUUCUAGUUCCUGAGCUGUGUGCUAUUCAUCCGUUUCCUGCGUCGCUGUGGAGAAAGGCUGUGGCACUACCGUGUGUUUUGUAUAGAAUUAAUGCGUUGCUUUUAGCUGAUCAAAUACGGAGAACAGUUGCUGUGGACUUGAAUUUGGGAAAAGUGCAAUUACCAGAAGAUUUCCAGUGGCCGUCACUGAAUUUCGGUUGGAGCCUCUCGGAUGUGUUGAGGAAGGCAAGAGAGGAAGAACAGAAAAAACAAGAAGAAAAGCGUAGAUUAGAACAAAGAAUCGAUGAAAAACUACAUGAAUUGAAGAUCACAGAAAUAAAACAAGACGAAGAGAUGGAAGACGCACUUGACUUACCAGACGCUAGUGAAGAUGAAAAUGUAGACAAGGAGCAACAUGGAGAAAACUGGGUGGAAAUAGGCACUUGGUGCAACGAAAUGGCAGGCAAUGCUGAACAUGGCAAUAAUGGAGCUUUGGUGCGAUAUGCUUCGCCCACUAGUUGGAUGAACUUGGAUAAUGGUUACGAUGACGAUUUCUCUGAUUCAGAUUGUGAUUUCUCUAGCGAAGAUUCAGAAUCUGAGUGGGGAGGACUCAGGAUAGAAUUCACCGGGGAUCAUCAAGCUGAAGCGUUGGAUGACGAUUCAGAUGAUGAUAAAGAGUUUUAUCUGUACGAUGAUGAGAAUGCUUGGAAGAUUGACGAUGACAACGAAGUUACCGAACAGUUGAAGAUCGAGUUUCACGAAGCUUGCAAGAAAAACAAACGACACAUACUGGCAAGUGGCACAAUAGUCAACGAUGCUAACUCUUUCAAGAAAAACAAUCAAAAGUGCAAUGGAAUAGGAGAUGAACCGGAGAUGAAACUACAAUCCUAUGACUUCUCGAAUCUUCACAUAGAUCCAGCGAAGUACAAGGAUGUCAUAACGAGUGUUCAGAAAACAUCAAAGUGGAAUGAAUACGAACCAUCUGAAGAAUUGAAAUUUAGCUUCGAUGAACAACCCGAUUUGACAGAACAUCCUGGCCCAAGUCCAAACGUCUUACUUCAAGCUUUGACGAUGUCAAACGCAAAUGACGGAAUCAAUCUUGAACGAUUAGAAACUAUCGGAGAUUCGUUUUUAAAAUAUGCAAUCACAAACUACCUCUAUGCGAAGUACGAAAAUGUCCACGAAGGAAAGCUCAGCCAUUUGAGGUCCAAGCAAGUCAGCAAUCUUAAUUUGUAUCGACUUGGAAGAAGAAAAGGCUUCGGUGAAUACAUGAUAGCCACAAAAUUUGAUCCUCACGACAACUGGCUCCCGCCAUGUUUCUACGUUCCUAAGCAAUUGGAGGAAGCCCUAAUAGACGCUCAGUUUCCAGCUAACUGCUGGACGCUGGCAGACAUGGCUGCUACGCGUAACAUGACCAUUGACGAAAUUUGCACUAUGGUGCGGAAACGAGCCGAAGGAUAUUCUUUGCCGAAUAUCAUUCCUUACAAUCUAGUCACCCAGCACAGUAUUCCUGACAAAAGUAUUGCUGAUUGCGUUGAAGCAGUGAUUGGUGCUUACUUGAUCGAAUGUGGGCCCAGGGGAGCCUUGCUCUUCAUGGCAUGGUUGGGAAUUAGGGUCCUACCAAGGUAUGAAGACGGAUCAUAUGGUGAGAUACCACUUCCAAAAUCACCACUACUCAGGCACGUUCCUAACCCUGAAGAGGAGUUGGAAAGGCUACUAGACGGAUAUGACGUUUUCGAACGUCACAUAGGCUACAAAUUCAAGGACAGAGCGUACCUGCUCCAAGCUCUCACUCAUGCUUCUUAUUCUCCAAACAAGCUUACCGACUGUUAUCAGAGGUUGGAGUUUUUGGGAGAUGCCGUACUUGACUAUCUGAUAACUAGACAUCUUUAUGAAGAUCCUAGGAUGCAUUCGCCAGGCGCUCUCACCGACUUGAGAUCAGCAUUGGUCAACAACACCAUUUUCGCAUCUUUGGCAGUACGAAACGGCUUCCACAAGUACUUCCGGCACCUAUCUCCUGGAUUGAACGAGGUUGUGGAGAGAUUCAUUAGACUCCAAGAAGAAAGCGGGCACUCUUUAGUCGACGAACUGUACUUGGUGGUAGAGACCGAAUGUGAAGAGGUAGAAGACGUGGAGGUCCCAAAAGCAUUGGGAGAUGUAUUCGAAUCUGUAGCAGGUGCUAUAUUCUUAGACUCAGGGAUGUCUUUGGACGCAGUUUGGAAGGUGUACUAUAAAAUGAUGAAAGCGGAAAUAGAGCAAUUUAGCAACAGAGUUCCAAAGUCUCCCAUCAGGGAGUUACUCGAGUUGGAACCUGAGACAGCGAAGUUUGGUAAGCCAGAGAAGCUGGCCGACGGCAGAAGAGUCAGAGUGACAGUUGAGGUGUUCGGUAAAGGAUUAUUCAAGGGCAUUGGUAGAAACUACCGAAUUGCCAAAUGCACUGCUGCCAAAUGUGCUCUAAAGCACCUGAAACGACGAGGUCUGAUCAGAAAAUUGGAUAACUGAUAUAGGUCGAGGAACUCAAAGAUUCUUAAAAAAAGAGAUUAGCCAAUUGUUUAUUCUUGAGAAGAGUCAUUUUCUAUUCAAGUAUUUUUGAAACGUGCAUUAAAACCUCCGAGUUUUACCUUCUAAAACUCUAUUUUGUUUUUGAGCUGGCAUGUUUUGUGACACAAUGUCUUUUUGUUUUUGAUUAUUUCGAUACCUGUUAAACAGGGUUAUCAACACGUUGUUUUUCGAUUCUAGCUGGGAUGCAUUUGUUUUUUUUAUAAUUAGCACUUCAGUAUCAUUCUGGAGGCUUUUUCUCUUAAUAAUUAUAUUUUUAGAUAACUAUGCUUUUUUAUUUUGAAUUGAAUAACCCUUGCUUUUGUUAUAUAAUAAUAUAACCUAGAGAAUGAUGCGACCCAACAUCUAAUACUCUACGCUUUUCCAUUUUUGCAAAGGAGGUGUGUAAAUAUCGUUUUUUCGCACAUCAGAUCCGUAAAAAUUAAAAGUCUCGAUUUGAGCAAAUUUAUUAUACUUAUAUUCAAGUAUCUUCAUUUGCAUGUACAAUAUAUCGACAACAAAUGAAGUAGCAAGUAACAAGUACCAAGAAAAAACCUUAAAAUUUGGCAAGUUUAUUGGGUUUUAUCCAUUUUGAUGAUUUUUUGAUCUUUUACGUCUUGUGUACCACAACAAGUGAGUACUAGUGUUUAAGUUUAUUUAUUUUAAUUUUAAAGAAAUGUAUAUUAUGCACAAAACGCUUGAUAAAAGAUAAAAAACGCCAAACAUUGUAUAAAUAAAAAAACGUGCCAAGUUUUAAAGAUUUUUCUUGAUACAUGGGCGAAAAAGUGCGAUCCUUUACCCACUGUUCUUUCUCAUUUUCUGGAAAUUAUUGAAACUUGGGAUUAGUUUUCAACAGUUAGAAAAUGAUACUCAUGAUUAAAUUUAAAAUCAAGCCUGUGAUGCUCUUAACAAAUUCCUUGGUACGUGAAAGAGGUAAUGAACUGUUUUCAUUUAGGAGGAGCAUUUCAAAUUUUUGAGAGCGACUCAUUCACAUACACAACAUGUGCUUGUUGAAUAAUGUUAGCUUGGUACUUUAUAGGGUGGCUUUAAAGUGGUGCAAUCUGAUUGUCCCCAUAAAAAAUGUGCCAUAGUUUUAGUGUAAGUGCAUAUUUUUAACUGCUGGUAAAAUAAUCGGGUGCGACAAGCGAUCUCUAAAUGUCUAGUCUUUGAAUAAUUCGUUUUAUUUGUAUUCAAAAAAUUUUAUUUUGCGAGUUAUCAUAUUGAACGUUCUACUAUGUGCUCGAUGUUUUUGUACAUGUACAUGGAUUGAUGAAAAUCGGCAAAAUAAAUGUAAUAUCUGAAACAUGUCGACAACCCCCAUGUUUGUCUGGCCAAUAAAAUCAUAUGUAUUGACGCAAUUUUUUAUUUACUGUAAACUUUUCAAUCAUAAAGGUGAUCUUCAGUUUCAUGACAAUUUUUAUUAUUUAUCUGUCUUCCAAGUGUCGGUUCGUUUGUUUGUUCUUUUCAUUAUGACAUUCCUAUACAGUGUGUUUCUACAAUAGUCUGGAAGUCCCGUAACAUGCUGAGACUUUCGAAAUAUUGUAGUAACACACUAUAUAGGAAUGUGAUAAUGAAAAGAAAAAAGGGAGACAAAUAAAAUAUAUCGUCAUUGUACUGAGAAAGACCUUUGUGAUUGAAAUGUGUAUAGGAAAGACGAUUUUGUUAAUACAUGUCCAAACAUGGGAGAUUACCGGCAAAAUAAUGCUAAAUGUAUUUCAAUAUAAGCAUUAUUUCGUUUUCUCACCUAGUCUUUCUCCGUUAUGCAGCUAUUAUGAUUCUGUAUCUGUAAAAACAGAUUUUUUAACAUUCUGACCGAUUUCAGUACAAGCCACCCUAUUUAUUCUAUAUUGUUUGUGAUUAAAUCAUUUCAGCUUACCAAAAAUGUGACACCUUGUGAUUAACAACAAUGCAAUUUGUUCUUUCUUUCAGUAAUAGUUUCAUAUGUUUUAAGUUAUCUGAAUACAAUUUUCAGAGUUUUAAUGAUAUGUGAUAUCAUUUUCAAGUGUUCAGAUCUAAUACAUGUUCGGAAUAUGGUUCCGAUGAGAUUUGUUCAAUUUGAAGAUGUUUUUUCAUUUUUUAUUUAGCAUAGUUUCUACUAAUAUACCAGUUUUGAAUGUGUUGUUUCUGUUUUUAUUAAUAAUGAAGCAUCAUUAUAUAAACCAUGUUCUGAACUGUGUAAGACUUCUAUUCAUAGUCUCGCACAAAUGUUGUUGUCUGUCGUAUGAACGUCAAUAAAUUACUUUUCGAAAUUA
Acanthoscelides obtectus is the source of this 7960-nucleotide messenger RNA. The record is from the annotation of a GenBank genome assembly. Lineage: Eukaryota; Metazoa; Arthropoda; Insecta; Coleoptera; Chrysomelidae.